UAAGACCUUUAAACAGGUUAACAUUCGCAAGGCUGCACGGCCAGACGGAAUACCAGGACACUUUCUCAGAGCAUGUGCUAACCAGCUGGCAAGUGUCUUCACAGACAUUUUAUCCCUGACACGGUCUGCAAUACCAACUUAUUACAAGCAGACCACAAUAGUCCCUGUACCCAAGAACGCCAAGGUAACCUGCCUAAAUUACUUUUGCUAUGAAACGCUUUGAAAGGCUGGUCAUGGCUCACAUCAACACCAUCAUCCCAAACACCCUGGACCCACUCAAAUUCGCAUACCGCCCAACAUAUCCACAGAUGAUGCCAUCUCUAUUGCACUCCACACUGCCCUCACCCACCGGGACAAAAGCAAUACCUAAUGUAAGAAUGCUGUUCAUUGACUACAGCUCAGCAUUCAGCAUCAUAGUACCCUCCAAGCUCAUCCCCAAGCUCUGGACCCUGGGAAUGAACGCCUCCCUCUGCAACUGGAUCCUGGACUUCCUGACGGGCCGCUCCCAGGUGGGGAGGGUAGGCAACAACACAUCCUCCACACUGAUCAUCAACACGGAGGCCCCUCAGAGGUGUGUGCUUAGUCCCCGCCUGUACUCUCUGUUCACCCACAACUGUGUGGCCAUGCACGACUCCAACACCAUCAUCAAGUUUGCUCACGACUCAACGGUUGUAGGACUGAUCACCUACGACGAUGGGGCAGCCUAUGGGGAGGUCAGAGACCUGGCAGUGAGGUGCAAGGACAAGAACCUCUCCCUCAACGUCAGCAAGACAAAGGAUCUUAUUUGUGGACUACGGGAAAAGGAGAGACGAGCACGCCACAUCGGUGGGGCUGUAGUGGAGCGGGUCGAGAGUUUCAAGUUCCUUGGUGUCCACAUACACACAGUUGUGAAAAGGGCACGAAAGUGCCUAUUCCCCCUCCGGAAGCUGAAAAGAUUUGGCACGAACCCUCAAAUUCUCAAGUUCUACAGCUGCACCAUUGAGAGCAUCUUGACUGGAUACAUCACCGCUUGGUAUGGCAACUGAAGGGCACUCGACCGCAAGGCGCUACAGAGGGUGCAUCUGCAGCCCCUCCACUAUCCCAGGAGACAGGCGGUCCAGCGGGCAGAAUCCGAUGGAAUAGCCGGGCCCCGGCAGCUACCCCAACACUGCAGCAGCAGCAUCACUUCCACUCCCAGACAGGAGCCACAGAAUACCAAAUUCGUUACUUACAAACCGCCUUUCAUUCCCCUUUAAUACACACAGCCCUGAUUCUCAGGGACGGAGACAUUCCUAACUGACCGGGGAACAGAGACGGAGUGGGCAGGGGGAAGCCAGGGAUCGGCGGGCACACAUAAUAGUUCUGGAUCUGGAAGGGUGUCAGCGAUGCAAAGAAUUCUCCCUCUCCAUUGGGGCGAGCACAACACAGCAGCGGUACCUCGCUUUUAGCAUAGGGCCCGCCAACCACAAAGCUAGCCAACCAGCCUGCCAGCCAGCCAGGCAGUGACUGAGUGAGUUAGCAUUGCAGCCAGCCAGACACCCAGCUACCCAACCAGCUACCCAUCAAGCCAGCCAGCCCAAACCUCAUUCUGAGAGCUGGGCCAAGGCUAGGGUCAGUCAUCAGUCCCCCCUCCCUGCUCUCCUCUCCUCUCCUCCAUAAAGGGACGGCAGGAGAGAAAGGGGCCUCCUUUUGUCCACUCCAGAUUAGUCAACACAGGGGGAGGGCCGAGACUGAGAGAAGAGGGCAUUUGAUUUCUCCUAACGCAAUAUCUGUAGAUCACAAAACAGUGUUUUUAGCAGGAGUAUUUAUCGGGAUAGAAAGACGUGAACAAAGCAACUUCCUCCCACGGUUUUCUAUUCAACUCUUUCCAGUAAACAUGUGGCAAGGCCAAAUGAAGAAAGGCCAAAUGUCAACAUUUGGCUUAAAGGUCACCAGUCCCUAUUUGAGUCCAAACAAAAAACACAACGCUCUAUCAUAAAACUCAAACCGGUCACUUCACAACAUAUAGGACAACAUACAAUUGUGGUUCAGUCUGACCGUGUAUGUGGUCCCAAACGUUCCAUUUACUGAAAACGGACACGUUUUUAUUCCAAGCCUGGUGAAUUGACAUGAAACCUUGAAGAAAGGCAAAAAAACAGAUCGGCUCAGCUAAACCCAGCCAACUUAACCCUGGCUACUUAACCCAGCCUAUUCAACACAGUGUAACCUAUAGCCAAACCCAGCUAAACCCAGCCAACUUAACCCUGGCUACUUAACCCAGCCUAUUCAACACAGUGUAACCUAUAGCCAAACCCAGCUAAACCCAGCCUACUUAACCCUGGCUACUUAACCCAGCCUAUUCAACACAGCGUAACCUAUAGCCAAACCCAGCUAAACCCAGCCUACUUAACCCUGGCUACUUAACCCAGCCUAUUCAACACAGCGUAACCUAUAGCCAAACCCAGCCUACUUAACCCUGGCUACUUAACCCAGCCUAUUCAACACAGCGUAACCUAUAGCCAAACCCAGCUAAACCCAGCCUACUUAACCCUGGCUACUUAACCCAGCCUAUUCAACACAGCGUAACCUAUAGCCAAACCCAGC
Messenger RNA from Oncorhynchus keta (chum salmon), 2562 nucleotides. RefSeq lists its product as uncharacterized. The record is from RefSeq and is a predicted model, not a curated record. The coding region runs from base 210 to 1025 and encodes 271 amino acids. Lineage: Eukaryota; Metazoa; Chordata; Actinopteri; Salmoniformes; Salmonidae. The transcript has 2 exons.